This is a messenger RNA of Heterostelium album PN500, 6054 nucleotides long. RefSeq lists its product as uncharacterized. Lineage: Eukaryota; Evosea; Eumycetozoa; Acytosteliales; Acytosteliaceae. The record is from RefSeq and is a predicted model, not a curated record. Gene Ontology annotation, cellular component: membrane. The transcript is spliced from 2 exons. Gene Ontology annotation, biological process: protein targeting; protein import. The coding region runs from base 1 to 6054 and encodes 2017 amino acids. Gene Ontology annotation, molecular function: ATP binding; ABC-type protein transporter activity.
AUGGAUCUUAUUAAAGAAGGAGAUUAUCCAUGUAUUGUUAAUUUUCUACAAAUUUCUAAAACUUUGAGUAUUAUCAAUGGUAAAGACAUUCAUUUGUUAUUGGGAACUGGGUCAGUAAAGACAAUGAUCACACACUAUCUCUGUGGAGAGAAUAUGAUAACUGCUGCUUCAGGUAUUGGUGAAGGUAAGUUUGUUAAAAAGAGUAAAAUAACUAUUAAGAAAAGAAAAUUAAUAUUGAUCCAUUUUAUCCCAGGAAGUACCAGUGGCAAUGAAAAAAUUUCGGGAAAAGAAGUAAUUUCAUAUAAAAUUACUUCCAAUAAUGAACUCAUUAUUACCUUGGACGAUCAAGUUCCUGCCAUUGAUCUUUCCAUCGCAAUAGGAGUGACCAAAGUUAUCCAUUCCUCGAAAUCAGUUCGUCCCAUCAUUGUUCUGGACAAAAACACAAUUACCUCUGUUGGUGGAUCAGAGCUUGGUCAAAUUCUCGAUUAUUUACCAAUUCUAAUUGAGAAUAUUCAAGGUAGCUUUGGUUCAUUCUCAGUGUUGUUUACUGAUUUUGAUAGUUGUAAACCAGAAAUUGAAAACUACAAUUCAAUCAAGGAUAGUUUUAUCCAACAAAUUCAAAUCGAGAAUCAAAAAAAUCCAAACAGUAACAGAGCCACUCUUCUUCGCUUCAUUUUCAAGGGUGUCGAAAAUAAAAUUGAUAACCUUAAUCAUGGUGGUCAACCAGAGGAAGGUUUAUAUGUCAAAAUUGUAAAUCCAAUCAAUACAAACGCUGUCCAAGAUAUCCUUUCAAUGGUUCAUAGUCGUCCACCAAUUGAAAAUCUAAGUCAAGUGUUCAAGUACAAUAUUUCAACUUCGUCACAAACAAAUAUAGGAAAUGAAAUAGAGACUCUUCAAGAUAAAAUCAACUUAGAGGGAGGAAACUAUAAAUUAACGGCUGAAUAUUUGGAUUUAAUCAAAUCAAUUGCAAAAUAUAUUGAUGUAAAUUCAUUGAAAGUAUCAUACAAAGAUUCACUCGUUAUUGUUAUCAAACAUUACAAUGAACUUUGUUCUGAUGUCAAGUCAUAUCUUAUUGGUGCUUUGAAUCCAUCUGGUUCUCUUUCGAUUGAACAAUUAGAUUCACAUUUAUCAGCAAUCAAAUUGAUUUAUCAUCUCAUGAAACAAAGAGAUUCGGAAGAGAAAACACAUUUUACAAAUGACAUUCAAUCAUAUGAUAAUGUCAUUCAAUGUCUCUUGCAAAUAACAAUAGAUUGUGAAAACUCAUUAAAUACAAUCAUGUCUUUCUCUGUUCUCAAAGAUCAAAUCUAUAAACUCUGUUCACUUUCAGAUUUCAAUGAUGUAUUCACAUUUGUCAAAUCCAGUGCAAUCAAUUCAUUAUCUAAUAGAAUACAACAUCUAAUUGAUGAUGCAAACUAUGAAAUCCGAUCCCAUAAUUGGGAGAAUUCAUACAAUUCAUGUCAAUCAAUUCGACAAUCAAUUUGUAUCCAAGAGUUUAUCAAAAUUCAAAUUGAAAAUGAAGUUCAAACUUUGAUUAGUUCAAUAAACAAGAUAAUUGAAAUUUCAAGUGAAUUCAUUAAUCAAAUAUUGAGUAGUGAAGGAGAGAUCUCAACCCAAGAUUUAGAUAGUAUCCCAGUACACUGGAAGAUAAUUCAAACAUCUUCUUCAUUCAAACCACUCAGAGAGCUAAUAAAUAUAGAAAUUAAAGAAGUUUAUUACAAUCCAAUAGUGGAAUCAAUUGUCACAUUCACAGAAAUAUACAACCUCUCAGAUGUUGUAGAUUGUACAAAUUAUCUUCGAAAUAUCUCAAUGCUCAUAAACAUGGAUGCAAAUAUCAAAGAUCGCACCUUCAAUUCUCUUCUCGAGAAACAAAAAAAUAUCAAGAUUAAGAUAGAUUCUUUAAAGGAUGAAGUGUAUUCAUCACUCAAUAUUAAUAGUGAUCAAAAUAAGCUCGAAUGUGUUUUCAACAAUCUUUCUAAAAUAAAAGAACUUUCUCAAUUGGAUCAAUAUUUUAGUCAGCCUCAUGGAAUGAAAACCUACGUAGAAGCAAUUGAAGAGAUUAUAAUUUUCAUUGAAAAGGUUAAAAAAGAAAUUUCAGACUCUUUUACAAGUAAUAAUCAUAAACUUUCAAACACACUCUCACAAACAAUUUAUUGUCUGGUUAGACAAAUCGAAUUUGGUCAGAAUGUAUCUCAAGAAGAAUUAAAAUUGAUAGAUUGCAUUGAAAAUACCAAAAAUCUUUUCAAGAAUUUGGUUUCAAAUAUUUGUAUAUCUUUCAAAUCUGAUGAUAGCACAAAUGGACUAUGGUCAACACUCUCUAAACAACUGGAAAUUCUUGGAAUAUUCAAACAUAAUCAGAUAUUUUCUUCCAAGUUACUUAUUACUACAUUUGAAACUAAAAUUGUUAAAUAUUGUUGUACUUUACUAGAGGAGUUAGAAAUAUAUUUAUCUAAAAAUGAUUAUAAAUCGGCUUGUGGUAGUUUAAAUCAAUUUCAAGAAGCUCAAACUUUUAAUAAUAUUGAACCAAUAGUCAAUAACCAAUAUCUUUUAGUUAAAAGUACUACAAUGACUUCAAUCUACUAUUUCGUUUUAAAGAUGAAAUCAUUAAUUGAUGAUUUUAAAUUUAAAGAAUUCAAAACACUUAAACCUCAAUUGAACAGUUUGGUUGAUCUUGAACACUAUUAUCCUUCGAUCAAUUCAAAAGUUCAAGAAAUUAAUAAUCAAUACCGAAAGUAUAAAGAUAUCAAUUUUAAUAUCAAGAAUGGUUACUUUUCAUUUUUGACCGAAAUUGACCAUCCAACAAUGAAGAUUCUCCAAGAAAAGAGUCAAAAACGUUUAUAUUCAAUUCAAAGAGAUCUCUCAGCUCUAAAAUAUGAACAAGUUGCUCAAAAUCUCACAUGGAUAAUCAAAAUGUGUUCAAACUCCUUAUUUCAACAGAAAUUAGGAACCAAAGUGAACAAUAAUAAAGAAGAACUUUCUAAGAUUCUGAAACAAAUAAUAGAUAUUGCCGAAAAAUCAUCCAGUUCUAUUAAAGAAUCGUUAAAAACCGAUAAUCUUAAAAUGUCUGAUAUCGAUCACUAUUAUUCGAUCAAAACACAUUUGUCAACAUUCAUCAAUCAUUUCCAACAAAUAGAUAACAAAUUGAUUGAAUCAUUGGAAUCAUAUUUCGAUUCAUUCCGCCAAAUUUCGAACAACAUUGAGAGUUGGAAGAAAGGAGUUAUCGAAUUUAAUACAGUAUCACUUUUAAUGUCCAAACUUAGCACUCUAGAAGGAUGUCAAACUGAAUUUUCUUCUUGUUCAAAUUUGGGUCUAAAAAUACCUACUCAUUCAAGUUUAAUGGAUCAAUUGAAACUAUGUUUGAAAGAUCUUAUAAAUACAUUUCAAUUUGGUUUAGAAACACAAGCUUAUCAUAAAUGUCGAAGCACAAUUCUACUUGUUAUCAAAUUAGUUGAUCAUGAACUUGUGGAAAGAAACGACUAUGAGUUGUUGAUUCAAAAAGUAGAAAUUCACAAGAAUGGGUUAUUUGAUAAAGCAGAGCAAUAUUUGGAUAGAAAUGAUCCAAUGAAUUAUCAAGUGAUUGCAUCAGAAGUGAACUAUUUGAAUGAUUUUUUCAAGCAAAUUCCUAAGGUAAAAUCCCAAAGUUUUUGUCAUUUAAUCCUUUCGCUUGGUCAUAAACAUAUUGAAGAAUUAUCAAAUAAUUGGCAAACCAAAGAUCUGAACUCUCUAAUUUCAAUUUUAAAAGAAUUUAAAAAAUUCUCCACUAACUGCAUACUUCUCAGAGAACAUGCUAACACCAAUAUUGCAAUGAUUUUAGAUCAAUACAUUGAAACAAAUGGAUUAGAAAAGUUUCAACUUUUGGGAAAAGAGCUUGAAAGUUCAGGUUCUUUAGGAAAAGAAAUCAUUUCUGAAUUCAAACAAUUCCAGUCAUAUUCUAUUUCAAUGUGGAAUUCAAGAUCACCAAAAUUAAAUCUUGUAUUUGAAUACAUCUUAAAGAAUAUGACAGGAGAUGAAAUUUCAAUGGAUAUUUUGAAAUCAAGUUAUGAUUCUUUCUCGAUAAAACAUCAGGAAAUGGUUGAUAAAUUAAAGGUCAAUAAAUAUCAAGAUGUUCUCAAGGAAAUUGUAUCAAACUCAAAGAAACUUUCUCUCAGAAUUCCAAAGUAUAUGGAUUUGGAAACAUCAAGAGAGGAUGUCAUCAAUUUAUUGGCUCAUAUUUUCGCAAUAUGGACAAUUUCAAAAUCAGGUGAAUCAUAUGUCGCUCUCAAAUUUGAUCCAAAUGUAUUACUUCGUCCUCAUCAUUUUCAGGUAUUGGCAAUUAUGAGACUUCUUGGAAUUGACAAACAUGUUUCUCUGAUGAAAAAGACACCAACUUUAAAUUUAAUAGGUGUUAUUCCUGAUAGUAUACCGUUAGACAAUCAUCUCAUUGAAAUAUUGACUGGUGAAGGAAAAUCAAUCACACUUGCUGUUCUCAGUAUUAUACUUUCACUUCUUGGAUUCAAAGUAUCAUGUGUUUCAUACAGUGAAUACCUUUCAAAACGAGACUUUUCUUCAUUUGUAGAUAUCUUUGAACUCUUUGGAGUCACUGAUAUGAUUACUUAUUCAACAUUUGGUGAACUUUGUGAAUCUUUGAUCUCUGAAGGAGGUGAUGUCAGAGCUCUUACAGAUAACUUAAUUCACAACUCUUUGGCCCCUGUCCAUUCUCAAAUAUCACAAAGCUCAAGAAUUCUUUUGAUUGAUGAAGUCGAUCUAUUCUUUGGUGAUUCAUUCUAUGGUAAAACAUAUAAUCCAGCAACUACCCUUCACUCUUCAUCAAUAGUUAAGCUAUAUGAAUAUAUUUGGAAUAAUAGAAAGAAUAUUAAAUUUGCAACUCUUUCGAAACAAAUUGAAUACAAGAAUGUUAUUUCAGAAUUCCCAGGAUAUGAAAAGCUUCUUUCUCUAAAGAUAUCAGAAAUGGUAGAGGAUGUCAACAACUAUAAAAAUACAGAAUAUGAAGUUGAUAAUGUUAAUAAGAGAAUUGGAUAUAGAAAUCAUGAUGGAAUUUCAUUUACACACGAACAUGGAUCGAAAACAGCAUUUGCUUACAUAGAUGCUUUUGGUAUUAACAAAGAAGAUGAUAAAACCGAUAAAGAUGAGAAAACCAAAAAAGAGGAGAUAGCAAAAUUUGAAAAUUUUAAGAGAAAAAAUCUUAAAAUAACAAUAACAUGUGGUGGUUGGUCAUAUGCAAACAUUCCUUCUAAAUUUGAAAGAAUUCUUGGAGUAACUGGAACUUUGAAGACACUCACUCCAACUUUAAUGAAAAUAAUCAAAGAUGAAUUCAAGAUCAACAAAUUUACAUUCACACCUUCAAUCUUUGAUGAAACAAAACUCGAUUUCAAAGAACAUGAUCAUGUUUUUAUAGAAAAAGAUAAAGAUCAUUGGUAUCUAAAGAUUGCUGAAGAUAUCCUUGAGAAGACAAAGAAAGAAAGAGCUGUCAUUGUUGUCUUUGAAGAUGAAAAGACUUUGAACGAUUUUGAAACCUCACAUUAUUUCGGUCAAGUUGAGAAGAGUUCGAAAUUAGUUGAAAGUACAACAGACAGAGAUACAGUGAUCAAGAAAGCAACAACAUCAAGACAAGUAACACUCAUAACAAGAUCAUUUGGUCGUGGUGUUGAUUUCAUUGUCAAUGAUGAUAAAGUGAUUGCUAAUGGAGGUGUUCAUGUCAUUCAAACAUUCCUUUCAGAAGAGAUCACCGAAGAAAUUCAAAUCAAAGGAAGAACCGCUCGUCAAGGUCAGAAAGGAUCAUACAAGAUGAUUCUCCUCAAAUCAGAUCUUAUCAAGAUGGGAAUGACAGAGAAAUGGCUUGAAGAUGAAAAAAAGAGAGAUGGAUUCUACAAGUCAAUCGAUGAGAAACGUCAAAAAUUGUAUUCUUCUAAAUGUGAGAAACUCAAAAAGGUUGUCAAUGGUGCCAAAGAACGUGAUUCAGAAUCGAACAAAUAUUUAAGUUUGCUUUCCAAUUAUAGUGAAUCCAAGAAAUCCGAAAUAUUAAAAAUAUUGUUUGAAUUUAAUAAUAAGAAUAAAUAA